AUGGCAGCUACAAUGGAUUUCUACAGUAGCAGAGCUUUUCAAUCUUCAUCAGAUCCCUUUAGGGGUGAGCUGAUGGAAGCACUUGAGCCUUUUAUGAAGGGUGCUUCUUCAUCGCCACCCAGCUCCAUAUCCACAACCCCUUCUCCUUCUUCAACCUCAAACCCUUUUCUUCCUUCUUUCCCUUCUACCUCUUCCUCCCCCUCCUACAACAACAGCUACCUCUCUCUCUCCUCUUCAAUCCCCACCACCACCACAAUCCAUCAGCCCAAUUUGUACCAAGAUGGUUGCUCCACCUCCUCCUCCGUGACCCUGUUUUCAGAUGGGUUCUUUGAGCAGCUGCAGCAGCAGCAACCAGGCUCAAUUGGGCUGAACCACCUAACCCCUUCUCAGAUCCACCAGAUCCAAGUCCAGAUCCAGGCUCAAAACCAGCCCAACCUGGCUUGGCAAAACUAUCAGAAUCAGCAACAACAAAUUACUCUCCCAGAAAACCACCACCAAUCUCAUACCCUCAGCUUCCUCAGCCCCAAACCCGUCCCGAUGAAGCAGGUGGGUUCUUCUGGUUCGCCGCCAAAACCCACCAAGCUUUACAGGGGUGUAAGGCAACGCCAUUGGGGCAAAUGGGUCGCUGAGAUCAGACUCCCAAAGAACCGCACCAGGCUAUGGCUUGGCACCUUCGACACAGCUGAAGAAGCCGCCUUGGCCUACGACAAGGCAGCUUACAAGCUCAGAGGAGACUUCGCUAGGCUCAAUUUCCCGCACCUCAGGCACAACGGCUCUUCCGUUGGAGGCGAUUUCGGUGAGUACAAGCCUCUGCAUUCCUCCGUCGACGCCAAGCUUCAAGCCAUCUGCGAAGGCUUGGCUGAAACCCAGAAACAGGGGAAGGCAGCAGGAAAGACCAGCAAGAGGUCCUCCGCCACCCGAGCUCCGGCGCCGCCGCCGGAGGUGAAGGUGGAGACCUCCUCGUCGCCGGUGAUGACUGAUAGCGACGGGUCUGCUGGUUCUUCUCCUUUGUCCGAUCUGACUUUCGCCGACAACGCAGAGUUUUUGCCAUGGGAAAACGCCAGUGGUUCUGAAAGCACAGCCAUGUUGGAGAAGUACCCUUCUGAGAUUGAUUGGGCGUCCAUCCUCAAUUAA
Molecule: messenger RNA, 1134 nt
Organism: Prunus armeniaca (apricot)
Lineage: Eukaryota; Viridiplantae; Streptophyta; Magnoliopsida; Rosales; Rosaceae
Source: the annotation of a GenBank genome assembly